AUGGCUGAUGCACUCAUUCCCGUGCUGCUACGACAAUUAGCUGAAAUAACUUAUCAACAAAUAGAAAAAGAGGUGAGAUUGGUUCUCGAUGUUAAGAAAGAAGUUGCAAAAAUCACCAGCAAUCUCAAAGCUAUUCAAGCAGUGCUUGAGGAUGCGGAGAAGAGGCAAGUGAAGGAAGCCACCGUGAGAGAUUGGUUGGAGAAGCUGAAAGAUGUUUCAUACGAGAUGGACGACGUGCUGGAUGAGUGGAACACUGAAUUUCUAAGACAACAAGUUGAGAAACAAGAAGAAGAAGAAGAAGGUAAAGAUGCUCUUGUUGCCAAGAAGAAGGUAUGCUUCUCCAUUCCCUGUCAUUGCUUUUGUUUUAACCAAGUCAGUCGGGUAAUUCUCCGUCGUGACAUUGCUCUUAAGAUAAAAGACCUGAAUGAUAGGUUGAAUGAGAUUGCUAUAGAAAGGCAAACAUAUAACUUUCAGACCACAGAAAAGGGCAUUGAACAUCGACCAGAAAGGAUGGGAGGAAUUGGAAAGACAACUCUUGCCCAACUGGUUUAUAAUGAUGAAAGUAUUAAAGCUCAUUUUGAAAAAAGAAUAUGGGUCUGUGUUUCAGAGCCUUUUGAUACUUUCAAGAUUGCAAAAGCUAUCAUUGAUGGUAAUGGUACCCCAAACUCAGAUGGGUUGGAAGCUUUCUUGCAAUGUGUGUCUAAAUCCGUUGAGGGUAAGAAGUUUCUCCUUGUCCUAGAUGACAUGUGGACCCAAGAUCAUAGAGAGUGGGAACAAUUAAAGUUACCUUUGCAGAAUGGGUCUACAGGUAGUAAAAUAUUGGUGACCAAGCGAAAAGAGGGGGUUGCUAUAAUGAUGGGAGCAGAGAGUGACAUGAUCCGUUUGAACGAAUUGAGUGAAACAUAUUGUUGGUCAUUAUUCCAUCACAUUGCAUGUUUUGAUAGGCGAGAAGAAGAGUCUAAUGUGUUUGAAGCUAUUGGUAAAGAAAUUGUAAAAAAGUGUAAGGGUUUACCCCUUGCGGCAAAGACUCUAAGUAGUCUCAUGCGCUUUAAGAAAACAAGAGAAGAAUGGGAAGAUGUUUUGCAUAGCAAGAUAUGGGAACUAAAAGAGAUUGAACAAGAAGUUUUUCAACCGUUAUUACUAAGUUAUUAUGAUUUGGCCUUGGCAAUUAGAAAUUGUCUUUUGUAUUGUGUUAUUUUUCCAAAAGGUUAUGUGUUCACAAAAAAACAUUUGAUUGAGUUGUGGAUGGCACAAGAUUAUCUUAAUUUGGAAGGAGACAAAAACAAAGAAAUUGUUGGUCAAAAUUAUUUCAAUAACUUGGUAAUGCGGUCUUUUUUUCAAGAUUUUGCUGGAGAUGAUUUCGGGAAUGUUAGAUACAAAAUGCAUGAUAUUGUGCAUGACUUUGUGCAGUUUCUUACCAAGAAAGAAGCUUUUGUUAUAGAAGUUAAGGAUGCUAACAAAAGAAUUGAGCUACGAGGUUAUAAAGUCCGCCAUUUGACAUUAAUUGCACUCGAGGAUCCAUAUGGAUCUCGCACUUCAUUAUUAGCUCCAGUUUCAUCUGAAAUUUGCAAAAGCAUGCGUACCCUUGCAACUUUUGGUUCAAGAAUCAGUACUUUAGACCCAGAUUUUAUUUUGCAAUUGAAAGCCCUUAGGACAUUAAAUUUGAGUGAAAAUGACAUCGAGGAACUUCCGAAGGAGAUUGGUGAAUUGAUACAAUUGAGGUAUGUUGAUUUGUCUCGUAAUUAUCCUUUGGUGGAAUUACCGAACACUAAGUGCAAUUUAUACAAUCUGCAAACCUUGUGCCUGGAUUAUUGCCGGCAACUUGCAACACUGCCCAAGGCCAUGGGGAAACUGAUUAAACUAAAGCAUCGCCAUGUUAUGUGCUGUGAUGGGCUAAAGUACUUGCCAAAAGGGAUUGGGAGAUUAACAAGUCUACGAGCACUAGACCAGUUUCCUGUAUGUGGUGGUGAUGACGAGAAUGACACGUUCAAGUUAGGUGAUCUAAGACUGCUGGACAAGCUUGAGGGCAGCCUUUUUAUAAGCGAGCUUGGGAACCUGACAGAUGCAAGUGAGGUUAAGAAAGCACGACUGUGGAAUAAAAAACACAUCCUUCAUUUGAGACUGGAUUUUUCGAAUGGAGAUAAUGCGGAGGGGGAUAGGAAAAGUGAUGUUGAAAUUCUGAAUGUCUUAGAAGGACCUCAGAAUUUGAAAAGUUUAGACAUUGGUUUCAGAAAUCAGCUCAAGAUUUCUAACAUCCCAAAUAUCAGUAUUAAUUAUGAGAGUAUUCGAGAAGAAGGGGUUUGGAUCCAAGGAUAUGAUGAAACCGACACAUCUGAUUUUGAUGAGGGGGAUGAUGAGAUUGUGCAAGAAUAG
This is a messenger RNA of Prunus avium (sweet cherry), 2373 nucleotides long. The record is from RefSeq and is a predicted model, not a curated record. NCBI's taxonomy places the organism in Eukaryota, Viridiplantae, Streptophyta, Magnoliopsida, Rosales, Rosaceae.